Wallemia mellicola CBS 633.66 is the source of this 1036-nucleotide messenger RNA. RefSeq names its product protein prenylyltransferase. Lineage: Eukaryota; Fungi; Basidiomycota; Wallemiomycetes; Wallemiales; Wallemiaceae. Gene Ontology annotation, biological process: protein farnesylation; protein geranylgeranylation. Gene Ontology annotation, cellular component: CAAX-protein geranylgeranyltransferase complex; protein farnesyltransferase complex; cytoplasm. The transcript has 5 exons. Gene Ontology annotation, molecular function: CAAX-protein geranylgeranyltransferase activity; protein farnesyltransferase activity. Bases 16 to 939 code for a protein of 307 amino acids. The record is from RefSeq and is a predicted model, not a curated record.
GUUCUCAACCACGAUAUGCUAUACGCCGAACGAGAUGACUUCAAAGAUCUAACGCCAAUAGAACAAGAUGAAGGUCCUUCACCGCUAGCACCGAUCAAUUACUCUCAGAAAUAUAAAGACGCUAUGGACAUGUUUAGAGCAGUGGUAAAUGCGAAUGAGAAGUCAGAGAGAGCACUUGGAUUGACUGAAGAUAUUAUACGUAUGAACGCAGGUCAUUACACCGUAUGGCAUUACAGAACAUCUAUUAUCGUGGAAUUGGGUUUAGAUCUCCAAGCAGAAUUGAAACUUAUGGAUGAAUUAUCCACUGAAUAUCUGAAAUCCUACCAAGUUUGGCAUCACAGGAGGCUGUGUGUCGAAUCAUCAAGGGAUUUGGCUGUUUCUGAAUUGAAAUUCGUAGCUGAGUUGUUCUACGCUACUGAUGAUCCAAAGAAUUAUCACACUUGGGUAUACAGACAGUGGAUACUUACUUAUUUUGAUAAGAUUCUUCACGAUGACGAUCGCCGACAUGAGUUUGAGUUCAUCGAAUCGCUUAUCACGGAUGAUAUCUACAACAAUUCAGUAUGGUCUCAUAGGUUUUUCUGCUUGUUCAAACUGGGUUGGCUGGAGACAACAUUAGACAAUGAGAUUGAUUACGUUUUGUCUCUUAUUAGCAAAGCUCCUAGUAACAUGUCAAGCUGGAAUUACUUAAGGGGUAUUCUCAAAGUAAAUGACCAAGGAUUGAACAAUCAACGAAUUAUGCAAUUCUCGGAAACGCUGAUCAAUGCAAAGAGUGCUUCAGAUGACAUGAGACCUCCUUUACCCGCAUUAGAAUGGUUAGCAGAUGCUGCGCUAGAAGAUAAGAAUCCUAUUGCUACCAAACGUUAUCUAGAAUUGAAAGCCUUAGAUCCGAUACGUAAAAACUAUUGGAGUUGGAAAUCACAUCUAGCUUUAUCUGCUUAAAUUAGGAAAAUACCCCCAAUUUAUACAUUUGCAUUAUUUUACAUACAUGUCUUAAAACCACGACCGAGGGAUUCAGUAUGUCAUACUUAUUAUUAAC